ACUGUUCAUUACUGACUUUCUUUCUUUCUUUUUCUUUACUAUUCUCCCUCUCUCUAAUUCUUUGUCCGUUUGUCUGUGAGACUUAGAGAGAGACAACCCAAGAAAUGGUUUCUGUAAUGUAAACGAAAUGUUUUGAGUUCUUGAAAAAGAAAGAAAAAAUGAUGGAGUGGGAUAACAGUAAUCAAGAAAAUCAUAACCAAAACGGUAACAUUAUGAACACUAAUGCUGCUGCUAGUACUGUUAAUUGUAAUGGAAAUGGGGGAAUGUUGUAUGUCAAAGUUAUGACAGAUGAGCAACUUGAAACUCUGAGGAAGCAGAUUGCUGUUUAUGCUGCCAUUUGUGAGCAGCUUGUUGAGAUGCAUAAGACUCUCUCUGCUCACCAGGAUCUUGCAGGUGGCCGGCUGGGUAAUCUGUACUGUGAUCCAUUAAUGGCUGCAGGUGGACAUAAAAUUACAGCAAGACAGCGGUGGACUCCAACUCCUGUGCAACUUCAAAUUCUAGAACGCAUCUUUGAACAAGGAAAUGGAACUCCAACCAAGCAAAAAAUUAAAGAUAUAACAUCUGAGCUCGGUCAGCAUGGACAAAUCUCUGAAACAAAUGUGUAUAAUUGGUUUCAGAAUAGGCGUGCUCGAUCAAAAAGAAAACAACUGGUUUCCUCAUCUAACAAUGCUGAAUCGGAAGUGGAAACCGAAGUUGAUUCCCUGAAUGAGAAGUCAACACAACCAGAAAGAUUUUGCUCCCAACAAAACCAUCCACGAGCUGAAGAUUUAUGCUUUCAGAGCCCUGAGAUAAGCUCUGAACUGCAUUUCUUGGGUGUCUUACCAAAUCAAAAUGGAGCGCCAGGAAGCUAUACUCUUUAUGAUGAUGCAGAGGACUAUGGCAUAGCAUGAUGUCGUCCCAUUCGAUCCCGGUUUUCAUUUUGGUGAUGUUAAUUGUUUGAUGUAAGUAUAUCCUGAUUAGGAGCCAUGGCUUCCCAAGAUAGAUGGCGUUCUACGACAGAAUGUGUCCCGCUCUAUGACUGGGUAGACCAUGUCAAAUGUAGCAGAGUUGGUUAUAUAAUUUUGGUGAUGAUUUUUGUGUAAUGAACACACUUGAACUGCUGUAAAAUCUUUUAUCAUCUGAGUUGUGUUUAAUAGAUUUAUCAA
Molecule: messenger RNA, 1145 nt
Organism: Mercurialis annua (annual mercury)
Lineage: Eukaryota; Viridiplantae; Streptophyta; Magnoliopsida; Malpighiales; Euphorbiaceae
Product: WUSCHEL-related homeobox 13
Exons: 3
Coding region: 159-890 (243 amino acids)
Molecular function (GO): DNA binding; DNA-binding transcription factor activity
Source: RefSeq, a predicted model, not a curated record